This is a messenger RNA of Drosophila obscura, 2396 nucleotides long. RefSeq names its product actin cytoskeleton-regulatory complex protein PAN1. Bases 160 to 2343 code for a protein of 727 amino acids. The record is from RefSeq and is a predicted model, not a curated record. NCBI's taxonomy places the organism in Eukaryota, Metazoa, Arthropoda, Insecta, Diptera, Drosophilidae. The transcript has 7 exons.
UUUGUUUGAUCAAUAACUCAAAAAUUUAAAUUCACACAAAACAAACUCAAUUCCAAAUUAUAUAUUCGGGCACUAUGCUACUAUAUUGUUGCAGUACACCCAACUUUUAGGCCCAAUCUUUUUUUUGGAAACAUUUUUAACUACACUUUUGGCUAGAGCAUGGCCAAGAAGGGCGGAGUGCAACAACUGCAGGCGGAUCUGCAGAAUGAUGAGGACUUUGAGAAAUUCCUGGAGCGUCCCGGCCUUUUGGUUCUGGACGUAUAUUCGGAGUGGUGUGGCCCCUGUCUGGGCAUGGUGGGCGGCCUGCGUAAAAUCAAACUGGAAAGUGGUGGCGACAAUCUGCACUUGGCCAUUUGCAAAUCGGAUACCAUAACAGCCCUGAAGCGUUUCAACAAGAAGAGCGAACCCACCUGGCUAUUUGUGACGGGUGGCAAGGCAGUGAACAUUAUGUUCGGCACGGAUGUGCCCAAGCUGAUUGCCCUGCUCAACAAGGAGCUGGAGAAGACAAUGCAAAAGGCGGCUCGGACCAUCUCGUAUGCGGUCGAUGAGCUGCAGCCCAUCGAGGUGGAGCAAUUGCGCGUCAAAACCGAGUCCACGGAGCGUGUGGAGCGCAUUGAGCGCGAGGCCAAGCAGAAGAAGCAAAUGGAUUAUCUCACCUAUGUGACGGAUGCCAUUAUCGAGAAUAUACCGGACAUUGGUGUCACCGUGUUUGGGCCGCAGGUCAACCGGGAUAUGUUCAAGAAGCUGCAGGAGCCCGCCGAGCCACUCAAGAUGCAGUGCAAGGACCGAAAGGUCAUCCAGGUGACGGCCGAACAAUUUGAUAUUGUGAAUUUUGCGUGCAAGAAUCCGCUGCCGGCCGAUGUCAUCGAGCAGCUGGAUGGCAAGGAGCUGCUGAUGUGCUUCUGGAAGAUCGAUGAGGGUGUCGGCACGGUGCCCAAUGUCCUCACAGCCUAUGCCCACGAGCUGACCAAGGAGCGGGUGGCGCCACCCAAUGAAGAAUUCGAUGAGGAGCAUGUCAUUCCGCCCAUUAUAGCGCCCAUGAAAAUCAAGAUCGAGGUGGAGCUUGAAGAGGGCGAAGAAUGGGUCGAGGAGAUCAGCUCCGAGGAGGAGGCGAAGAAGGCCAAACAUCCAAAGAUCAAGUCCAUCAUCAAUGUGCAGGAGGAGGCACCCGCAGCCGAUGACGACAACGGGGAGCUGGAUGGCGAAGAGGAGGGCAGCGAGGAGGAUGAGCCGAUACCCGAGCUGGAUGUCAGGCAGUCAAUGGCCAAUCUUGGCAUCGAUUUGGACUUGGAUCUCGACGAUCUGGGCGAAGAGGAGGAGGAGGCGGUCGAGGAGGUGAUUGUCAAGCCAAGGACUCGCACCAGAACGGUGAAAAUGCCACCGAUUUGGGUGCCCAACAACAGGCGGACGCAUGCCGCCCUCGUUUACAUGUACUUCCGAAGCCAAACGACCGGCUUCCUGCCGCCGGAUCCCAAGCCGGAGCCGCCACACGUCAUCAUGGCCUUUGAUGCCUUCAAGCGGCGGGAGAUUAUGAAUGUUGUCGAGCGCCACAAGUCGGAGGUGCCGUCCUAUGGCUUCUUCACCACCGACGAUCCGGAUGAUACCACACUGCUGGCCAGCUCCACAGAUCGUUACAAUAACAGCGGCGAACAGUCUCCGAGCGACAAAAUCGUACUGAAGGUCUCCAAGGUGCAGUCGAAUAUGAUGCUCUCGCUGGUUGCGUAUGGACCCAGCUAUGUCAGUCCCAAUGUCAUUGCCGGCCGGGAGGAGGCACUCAAGUUCUUCCCGGAGGACUACAAGCAACAGGCGGAGGCGCCCGAGAAAGAAGAGGACGACAAGAAGAAGAAAAAGAAGGGCAAAAAGACUGAAGAUAUUCGAGCGUCGCAUGAUGUCCCAGAACCACCUCCAGAGAAAGAGGAGGCAGCGGCACCGCCACCACAGGCAGAAGCACCACCAGCCGAAGCUGAAGGUGAAGCUCCACCAGGCGAAGCCCCAGCUCCAGCCGAGGGCGAGGGCGAGACGGCGGCUCCAGCUGCACCAGCAGCCGAGGGAGAGGCUGCGCCAGCAGAGGGCGAGGCUGCUGCUGCACCGGCGGAAGGAGCAGCACCAGCUGAAGCGGCAGCACCACCUGAAGGUGAAGCACCAGCUGAAGGUGCUCCAGCUCCUGCUCCGGCAGAGGAAGCACCACCACCACCACCAGCGGCUGAAGCGGCCCCACAGGCGCCCACGGAAGAAGCAGCACCGGCCCCGGCCGCAGAGGCGCCACCAGAGGCAGCACCGGAGGCCGCACCCGAGCCAGCUCCAGCUCCUGAGGCGCCUGCAGAAGUUGCAGCAGCUGAAUAACAAAUGUUUAUUCAACUUAAAUUCUCCGUAUUAAAAUUAACUGCUAAAAGUGA